AUAAAACUUAAUUCGUUCCAAACAAACCCUAUGUCAAACUUGUAGGAUAUCUAGGGAUUCCUCACAAAUAUAGAAUGAUUUUUAUGCAGUGAAUCUCGACCAUGCCAUCUGAAGAGGAAAGGAUCCGACUUUCCAAAGCCUGGCGGCGCUCAUAGAAGUGAAACAGCGAGAGUACCAAACAGAUUCCUCAGUUGCCGUCUUAAUCGCCUGCGCCGGCGUUACUCUGUGUGCGUGUGUGUGUGUGUCUGUCUCUGUCUCUCUACGGUGACUCGCUAGGUGCUGCGCAUCUCGAAACGGAAACGGACUAAAGAAAACACGGUACUGCACAUGCAGCUCGUCCAUGGCUUCACGAUCAAGGGCAAUGCAGUUGCAAUGCAUGUCAUCCAUUUCUGUGAGAUGUUUUCACAGAAGUUACUUAACAAAUGCAAUACCUUCUGAUCUGAAGCGCAGGUUUUGGUUCACAUUUGGCAGGACUUUGAGGUUCUGCAACUUCCUAUUUUUUAGGUUUUUAAACCGGCAUUUUCAAUCAAAUCACAUGUCUACUCAGAAGUUGCUAGAUGAAGUGAGCGGGCAUAGGGAACUGUGGAUUUCAGACAGGUUGAAAUUUCUGAAAAUGGUUUCAGCUUUGUCAGGUUAUAACAACAUUGAAGACUUUAUCGAGGAAGAAAGAGAACGGGAAGAAUCUGCUGAUAUGAAUGACCUGAAUGAAGAAUUUGGUUUUGCAUUAGCCACAGCAAGAUUUCCUUGCAUUACCGUUGGGGAUUCAUCGCGCAUUGAACUGUAUGACGAGGUUCAAUGGAAAAAUAGCCAAUUGAGACUUUUAAUAUCUGAAACUAGUAGAUACUUCCCAGAUUCUGCAACUAGGACACGAGCGCAAGAAGCUAAUGAAUAUAGUGAUGCAUGCCAUUUCCUUAGACCUCAGCUACCAAGCAUACAUUCUAAUGAGCAAUCCUGCUCCAUAUUAUUCCAUGAUUCUGUAGCAUUAGAUGCAGACACUAGAACAGAAUUAUUUAAGAAGUUUAGUGACAAUGAAAGUUCUGUAAUUGCAGAAUCUAAACCGCUAAAUACUGAGGUAUAUCUCGAGUCAAUUUUGGAUUCUGCUGUUAGGUUUAUACCAGAUACAACCCGUAGACAGUGCCGUCGGCUUGAAGAACGUGGUUUCCACACGGUGCGGAAGCUGCUACAUCAUUUUCCUCGAACCUAUGCAGACCUGCAAAAUGCUCCAGGUAAAAUAGAUGAUGGGGCCUAUCAAAUCUUUGUCGGGACAGUAUCUGCUUCCAGGGCACUUAGAGCUAGUUCAUCUUUAUCAUUUCUUGAUGUCGUAGUUAGUUGUGAAGCUUUUGAUGACCAUGGGAUCAGUAAGAAGAACAUUUAUUUACAUUUGAAGAAGUUUUUCAGCGGUGUUCGUUUUACUUACCAACCUUUUCUGAGAAGUCUCCAGUCUAAGUAUGAAUUGGGGGCUCAUGUAUAUGUCUGUGGCAAGGUCAGAAAAAUGCGUUGUGAAGAUCAUUAUGAAAUGCGGGAGUAUUACAUUGACGUGCUCAAAGAGGAGGAAGAACAAAAUGCACACAUAUACAAACGCCCAUAUCCACUCUACCCUUCGAAAGCGGGGUUGAAACCAAGCUUUAUGAAGGACACUAUAUCAAGGGCUUUAAGGGUUUUGUCCAGGGAUAUUGAUCCCAUACCUAAAGAUAUCCUUGAGGAGUUCAAUUUGCCAAAUCUUUUUGACGCUUAUAUGGGAAUCCACAGACCAAACAAUCUAAAUGAAGCUGAUUUGGCUCGUAGAAGACUAAAUUUUGACGAGUUUUUUUACAUGCAGCAGUUGGGGCGACUUUUUCAAAUGCUUGGCUCACUAGGUACACAGAUCGAGAAGAAAGAACUACUGUAUAAAUACAAAUGCAACGGAUUAAAUGCUACUCCUGUGGAGGAAUGGUCCACCCUUACUAAAAGCUUUUUAGAAGCUCUCCCAUAUUCCCUAACUCCAGGCCAGUUAAAUGCUGUCUCUGAAAUUAUCUGGGAUCUUAAAAGACCAGUCCCUAUGAACAGACUUUUACAGGGUGAUGUUGGCUGUGGGAAAACAGUUGUUGCUUUCCUUGCUUGUCUGGAGGUUAUUGCAUCAGGUUUUCAGGCUGCUGUCAUGGUACCAACCGAGCUAGUUUCCAUUCAGCAUUAUGAGCAUUUAAGUUCAUUGUUGGAGAAUAUGAAGGAGGACCACUGCAGACUUUCUAUCGUUUUACUAACUGGUUCCACUCCUUUAAAGCAGUCAAAGAUGAUUCUUAAGGGCCUUCAGAAUGGUGAUAUUAAUAUGGUCAUUGGGACACAUAGCUUAAUUGCUGAAAAGGUGGAGUUUUCAGCUUUACGUUUUACUGUCAUUGAUGAGCAGCAUCGCUUUGGUGUUAUCCAGAGGGGAAGUUUUAACAGUAAGUUAUAUUCUGCGUCACCUUGCUUAAGAAUGAGUAAUACAACACGGGACGACUCAAGUGAAGAUAAGGUUUUUAUGGCUCCUCAUAUUCUUACCAUGUCAGCAACUCCAAUUCCACGAACUUUGGCUUUGGCCAUAUAUGGCGAUAUGUCUCUAACUCAGAUAACAGAUUUGCCCCCAGGAAGAAUGACCGUUGAUACAUUUGUUCUUGAAGGGAAUGAAAUUGGUUUUCAACAUGUUUUCCAGAUGAUGCAUGAUGAGCUGACUUCUGGGGGGAAAGUAUAUCUUGUUUACCCAGUUAUAGAAGAAUCAAAGCAGUUGCCACAGCUUCAUGCUGCUAGAAGAGAUUUUGAGUCGAUAUCAAACAAAUUUGAUAGCUAUACUUGUGGGCUGCUGCAUGGCCGCAUGAACAGUGAAGAGAAAUAUGAAGCCCUGAAAAAAUUUAAAUCUGGAGAAACACGUGUUCUUCUUGCAACUCAAGUGAUUGAGAUUGGUGUUGAUGUUCCUGAUGCCUCCAUGAUGGUUGUCAUGAAUGCUGAGAGAUUUGGAAUUGCUCAGCUGCAUCAACUUAGAGGACGUGUUGGAAGAGGAAUGCGGAAGUCAAAAUGUGUUUUCUGCUCUUCAAAUUCUGGGGCACUAAACCGAUUGAAAAUACUUGAACAGUCAUCAGACGGAUUUAAUCUGGCUAUUGCAGACCUCCUUGUACGUGGGCCUGGCAAUUUACUUGGUAAGAAGCAGUCUGGACACCUCCCAGAUUUUCCCAUAGCUAGAUUGGAGCGUGAUGGAAAUAUUCUAAGAGAAGCUCACCUUGCCGCACUGAAAAUUUUGAGUAUUUCACAUGAUCUGUCCUCCUUCCCAAAGCUCCAAGCCGAGCUCAGCAUGCGGAAGCCGCUGUGCAUUUUGGGUGAUUAAGACUUGCAAAUCAAAUGGAUCCAGCAAUUCAUAAAGGCUGAAAAUUGAUAGUAAGGCUCUUAAAAUAUGCCAUAAUUUAGAGGCAUGUAUAGGUACGCUUCUAUGUAAUUUAUCUCCUGUUGGGUGACCUCUUUAUUUUUAAUAGGUCUCAACUAGAAGUUUUUUAUAUGAAAUUUUCACUGUAUAUUCCAUUUUCAUAAAUUAAUUAACAAUAUAGGAAUGUGUUGGUGAUAAACAUCCCAGAAUUAAUUAAACCUUUUAAUAAAAUAUCAAAAAAAAAAUUUAAUAGGA
Messenger RNA from Dendrobium catenatum, 3625 nucleotides. RefSeq names its product ATP-dependent DNA helicase homolog RECG, chloroplastic. The record is from RefSeq and is a predicted model, not a curated record. Gene Ontology annotation, molecular function: nucleic acid binding; ATP binding; DNA helicase activity. NCBI's taxonomy places the organism in Eukaryota, Viridiplantae, Streptophyta, Magnoliopsida, Asparagales, Orchidaceae. Gene Ontology annotation, biological process: DNA recombination; DNA repair. The transcript is spliced from 18 exons. The coding region runs from base 341 to 3334 and encodes 997 amino acids.